GGAAUUGCGCGUGAACUUCGGAUCAAAGCUUUGUGUCUGACCCUCCUUUUCCACCACCACCACCCACCCCUUCUCGCGCGCGCUCGCGCGUUUCCAACGACCCGGCGGCACGCGCGCGUUUCGCCGCCCCGCACGUCGGAUUUAUUUUCUUUAUACAUUUUUUUCUUUAUUUUAUUCCCGUCCCCCAGUCGCGCGCACUUCGGUGGAGUCGGUGUCGGAGUCUCUGCAGAGAGGGUUGGUUCGGAAGACUCUCGAGCGAAUCGGCGCUCGCGCGCCUAUUUAUAUUCCGGUGGUGCCGUCCGGUCCCGGUAAUGGAAGCAGCAUCAGGAGCACGAGCACGAGCCCGUCCUUAACGGAGGCGGAGAUCGGACCGGACUCUCGCGUGCACGGAAAGACAAAUGAACCUCAAACACCAAUAACAGUGCGCCUUUUUAAACAACUUCAUCUCUCUCUCUCUCUCUCUCUCUCUCUCUCUCUCUCUCUCUUUCUUUCAUUUCUCUUCCCUUUUUCUCUGCUCCCUGUGAUGGUUCGCGCGAUGGCCGAAGCGGCGGCGCGCGCGUAUUUGCUCGUCCUGUCGCUCUCGGUCGGUUUCUUGUGCGUUGCGCUCGCGUUCACCGAAGAGGAGCCCGGGGACCGGGCCCCCAAAUCAGACGGGUACUGCAGCUGGAUCACGCGGGCGCACGGCGCCAGGAAGGAGCUCUACAGCGAGUUCCGGCUCCGCGUUGAAGGAGAACCUGAGAGCUAUCAGCCAGGCAGCACGUACCGAGUGACUCUGUACACCACCAGCCCUGCAUACUUCAGAGGCUUCACGCUCAUUGCUUUGAAGGAAGGACGGAAUGGAGACAAGGAGGAGGAUUACGCUGGGAAUUUCCAGAUCAUUGAUGAAGAGGACACCCAGUUCAUGACUAAUUGCCCCCCUGCAUUAACCGAGAGCACCCCUCGGAGGAGAACUAAAAUACAAGUGUUGUGGAUGGCGCCCUCUUCAGGCAGCGGCUGCAUUCUGCUUAAAGCGAGCAUCAUUCAGAGGAAGAUCAUCUCUUUCCAGGAUGAAGGAUCUCUGACAAAGCGACUGUGUGAGAGAGAGCCGUUGUAUGGUGAGGCCACUGAAAAACCUCUGCUGGAUUGCUGUGCCUGUGGAACGGCCAAGUACAGAGUCACCUUCUACGGGAACUGGUCCGAAAAACUGCACCCCAAAGACUAUCCCAGACGAGCCAAUCACUGGUCAGCCAUCAUUGGCGCUUCACACUCCAAGGACUAUGUGCUUUGGGAAUACGGAGGUUACGCAAGUGAAGGAGUCAAACAGGUAGCGGAGCUCGGCUCGCCCAUCAAGAUGGAGGAAGAGAUUCGACAGAAGGGUGAUGAAGUGCUGACAGUCAUUAAGAUGAAGGCGCAGUGGCCCGCAUGGCAGCCUCUUAACGUGCGAGCCGCUCCCUCUGCAGAGUUCUCGGUGGACCGAACUCGUCACCUCAUGUCCUUCCUAACCAUGCUUGGGCCGAGUCCAGACUGGAACGUGGGUCUUUCAGCUGAAGAUCUCUGUACAAAGGAGUGUGGAUGGGUUCAGAAGCUCAUUCAGGACAUGAUCCCGUGGGACGCCGGGACUGACAGCGGGGUCACGUACGAGUCUCCCAACAAACUGACGCUUCCUCAGGAGAAGAUUCGUCCUCUUACCAGUCUGGAUCAUCCCCAAAGCCCGUUUUACGACCCAGAAGGUGGCGCUAUAACUCCAGUGGCCAGGGUGGUGGUGGAGAGGAUCGCACGCAAGGGUGAGCAGUGCAACAUCGUCCCUGAUAACGUUGAUGACAUUGUGGCAGACAUCGCUCAGGAGGAGAAAGAGGAAGACGACACUCCGGAGACGUGUAUUUACUCCAACUGGUCUCCGUGGUCAGCCUGCAGCUCCUCCACCUGUGAGAAAGGAAAGCGGAUGAGACAGAGGAUGCUGAAGGCCCAGCUGGACCUGAGUGUCCCCUGUCCACACACACAGGACUUCGAGCCGUGUAUGGGUCCUGGCUGCAGUGACGAAGAUGCAUCGACGUGUAUGAUGUCAGAGUGGAUCACUUGGUCUCCAUGCAGUGUGUCGUGUGGAGCAGGAAUUCGCUCAAGGGAACGUUAUGUAAAGCAGUUUCCAGAGGACGGUUUUUCCUGCACUCUUCCCACCGAGGAGACCGAGCUGUGCACCGUCAACCAGGACUGCUCUCCCAGCAGUUGUCUGGUAACUGAAUGGGGUGAAUGGGACACCUGCAGUGCCACAUGUGGACUGGGUAUGAAGCGCAGAGAGCGGAUGGUCAAAAUGCCUCCUUCUGAUGGAUCAAUUUGUGGGGCAGAGGUGGUGGAGGUGGAGAAGUGCAUGAUGCCUGAGUGCCAUACCAUCCCGUGCUUGUUGUCUCCGUGGUCUGAUUGGAGUGACUGCAGUGUGACAUGCGGCAAAGGAAUUCGCACUCGGCAGCGCGUACUCAAAUCCCCGGUGGAACUGGGAGAGUGCAGUGAAGAGCUGGAACAAGUGGAGAAAUGCAUGCUGCCGGAGUGCCCAUCGGACUGCUUGAUGUCCGAGUGGUCUGAGUGGUCUGAGUGCAAUAAGUCAUGUGGGAAGGGUCACAUGAUCCGGACACGGAUGAUAAAGCUGGAGCCUCAGUUUGGGGGUGAAUCCUGCCCUGAGAUUGUCCAGAGGAAGAAGUGCAAGAUCAGGAAGUGUAAUCAAGGCAGCAUCAAUAGCGAUGAGAGAAAGAAGCGCAAAGAGGAAAGAAAGAAACGAAAGAACAACCAGGGAAGAGAGGAGUGGACUGACGAGCUUGCAGGAUGCAAAAUGAAGUCAUGGUCUGGAUGGAGCGACUGUACCAAAUUCUGUGGUGGAGGGAUCCAAGAACGGCUCAUGACAGCCAAGAAGAGAUUUAAGAGCACACAGUUAACCAGCUGCAAGGACAGAAAAGAGAUCCGCGCCUGCAACGUCCAUCCCUGCUAAGUGCUGCAGGGAAUUGUGGGAAAGGGACUCGAUGCGAUGAGGAUGAAGUCGAAGAUGAUGAUGAUGACGGCGGUGGGAGAAGGGCGGAUGAGGUGUCGGUCACGGCUCGGUUUCUACAGUCCAGCUGUCCCUGUUUGCGGAUGGCAGCAGUUUGCUAAUUUUUUUACUACUUUGUUUUUUUUUUUUUUUUUUGGUUUAGUUUUUUUACUAGGAAGUAGUUUAGUGGUAAUUUGUCAUAUAAAAGAAACACAGAGAAAUGUUUAGAGUUGAUGUUAAAGUUCUAUUCAAUUUGUAGUACAUUUCUAUCUGAAAGUGGCUGAUUACAAUUCCUUAAGUUCACAUUUAAUCAUUCAGUUUGCACAGUUUACACCGUGGUACGUUUUUUUUCCAGUCAGCGAAAAAUUUCAUUUCCUUCUCAAUGAUCCCGUCUUUAUUUUAAUAAACGUAAUAAAUAAAAGCAUCAGACGAAUUAGUGCAAACGUUUGCACACCCAUUAGGACACAUCGCUUUCACUUCAUUGCUGUAUUAGCUUUAAUAUUCUGAUCGAUGCUCUGAAAUGUAAAAAAUAAAAUCCUUUCCUAAAAUAAUUCAUUGGCAACUUUUAACUUUUGCACUCGAAAUUGCCAGACAACAAUAUCAAGCAAUUUUUAUUUAUUUAUUCCAGUUAAAUGCAUUAUUAACCCAAUUCAUUAUCUAUACUAUAUUCUAUAUUAUAGAGUCUGGGGUUCGUGUUCCAGACUGAAAUAUCACAUGGUACAGAACUCCUUAAUGGCCAUGCAUUAUAAUAUUUUUCCUGUUUUCUCAUGAUCACAACAUUUUUCUUUGUAUUACUGUGUAUGUUCUAGAAGCAGCAUCAUGAAUGAUCACAUUCACUUUUACUUUGAUCAGAGACUGAAACUAGAGACAAAGACCAUAUUUGCUGCGGGAAAUUAGCAACUUUGAUAUCUCAGACACCAAUGCGUACUCCAUGAUAUACAUCACAUACAUUCACAAGGUGCAAGAUUUUAUUGCGACAUUUACAUCGUGAGCAAACAGGUUUUUACAGUGAGUUCACGAGAAAACAAAGAAAAAAAAUCAUAUAAUGCAAGUGGCCUCUUCGGACUUUCGUAACAUUGUGGACAAUGUUCUACUUAAUUACAGUCUUGGAGCUUCAUUGCUAACUAACGUUUAAAAGUUCAGAGGUUACAAUUCAAUGUCUGGCGUAUGGAUUGAAAUCUGGUUUACUGGCUAAUUAAAGAAAAUGUCUCCAAAACGUAGAUGUAUUGUUGCGUUCAGUUUUCUAAUGGCACAAAACCAACCAAAGACAGGAAGAUUUAUUGCCAGAAAUAUUGUUCUUACCCUGUACACCCUAAAACCUGGAAUAAUUAACCAUAAUUAUUAUUAAUACACCACAUUUUAAUGUAUAGUGAUACAGUGGGAGCAUAAUAAGGUCAAGAUUACAUGUUUCUAUCCACAUCAGAAAUCUGAAACAUCUGUAGCUUCCCGGUGUUUAAGCUCAUUAGCUCUUUUUUUUUCUUCCUUCUCCGAGAAGCAUGUUUAAUAUUUAGUUAGUUGUAUUAUACCUGAUGUUCUUAUAAACCAGUAAAGGCCAAUCGAGUGAUUAAACAGUAGCAUUUUUCUCUCAUGUGUCUCCUCUAUAAAAGAAAGCACAGGAAUUUUCUAAACCGAAUACAGUUUUUAGGAAUGUUCAUUUUCAACACGCUUGUGACGUUCUAAAGCCGGCUCUACAAUCAGACACCAUGUUCUUCGCUUCGUUCGCAUCUCAUGCGUUUACAUCACUGUUUCUGCUUUCAUAAAUGCGUCCAGAAUUCCUACCAAAGUGUCGUGUCGAUCUUUUCUAGUCGUUCGUUGCCAUAUUUAUUCCUUGACGUGGAAAAACAAGAAGAAAUACUGGGAAUAUUUUGGAAUAUGCCACCUUUACAAUAAAAGAGAUUGUGAUCA
Messenger RNA from Silurus meridionalis, 4897 nucleotides. It is a transcript of the gene spon1a, whose product is annotated as spondin 1a. Gene Ontology annotation, cellular component: extracellular matrix. Lineage: Eukaryota; Metazoa; Chordata; Actinopteri; Siluriformes; Siluridae. The record is from RefSeq and is a predicted model, not a curated record. Gene Ontology annotation, biological process: cell adhesion. The transcript has 16 exons. Bases 524 to 2956 code for a protein of 810 amino acids.